Lethenteron reissneri (Far Eastern brook lamprey) is the source of this 3717-nucleotide messenger RNA. RefSeq names its product ankyrin repeat domain-containing protein 42-like. Lineage: Eukaryota; Metazoa; Chordata; Hyperoartia; Petromyzontiformes; Petromyzontidae. The record is from RefSeq and is a predicted model, not a curated record. Gene Ontology annotation, molecular function: protein binding.
ACAGACACACACACACAGACACACAAAGACACACACACACAGACACACACACACCACCGCUCCCCACACACACAGACACACACACACAGACGCACACACACAGACACACACACACAGACACACACACACAGACACACACACACAGACACACAGAGACACACACACACAGACACACACACACAGACACACACACACCACCGCUCCCCACACACUAACACACACUCGCGCUGUUGCUCUCUGGCAGUCUCCCUGGCGGCUGUUGCCAUGGCGCCCGCGUGUUGUGACGUGACCGCUUCCCACACCUCCCUCGGCUUCCCUCUUUCUCUCCUCAUCAUCAUCACCGCCUCUCUCCUCGCCUCCCUCACCGCCUCUCAUCCUCACCCCCCUCACCGCCUCUCUCCUCUCAUCCUCUCCUCCCUCACCGCCUCUCAUCCUCACCCCCCUCACCGUCUCUCUCCUCUCAUCCCCGCCUCCCUCACCUCCCUCAGCGCCUCUCUCCCGCCCUCAUGCCGACAGAGUGUUCAGACAACGCCAGCGUGAGCUCCGCCCCCGUGGAGCCCCGCUACGUGGAGCCCGGCCACGUGGAGCCCCGCUACGCGAGCGUGCAAGAUGCGGUCCGUGCCGGGGACGCGCCCGCCCUGGAGCUGCUGCACCGGCGCGGAGCGAGCCUCUCCCAGGCGGACGCCCUGCACGGCAUGAGCCCCCUGCACUGGGCUGCACAUGCGGGGAGCCUGGAGUGCAUGCACUGGCUGCUGUGGCACGGAGCUGACCCAGAGGCGACCGCCGGCCGUGGCUGGACCGCGCUCCACGUGGCGGCUCUGCGUGGGCAGCACGCGUGCGCCCAGGCGCUGCUGGCGAGCGGGGCCGACGUGUCCCGAGCGGACGCCCGCGGCUGCACGGCCGCCCACCUCUCGGCGGGGCACGGCCACUCCUUCACGCUGCUCACGCUCCUCCGCGCCGGCGCCGACGCGAGCGCCCCGGAUGCACGCGGCUGGGGCCCCGCUCACUGCGCCGCCUUCCACGGGCGACUCGGCUGCCUGCAGCUGCUGGUGCGAUGGGGGGCGCGCCUCGACGACACUGACUCCGCUGGGAACACGGCCGCUCACCUGGCCGCCGCCGAGGGCCACGUGCCGUGCCUGCGCUUCACGCUGAGCGCCGGCCCCGCGGGGGCCACGGCGGCGCUGGGCGCCCGCAACGACCACGGGGAGACCCCGGAGGACGCGGCGCGGAGGCACCGCCGCGCGGCCGCCGUGGAGGUGGCGCGGGCUGCCAGGACGCGGCCCCCCCCGGGGGGGCCCGAUGAGGAUCUGGCGUUCCCUGCGCACGUGGCGGCCUACGCGGGAGACCUGGAGUCGCUGCGUCGCCUCGUCGAGUCGGGGGUCAUCACGGUCAAUGAGCGCGACGGCGGAGGGGGCACCCCCCUCCACAAGGCUGCAGGACAGGGUCACCUCGACUGCCUCCAGUGGCUGCUGCAGGCCGGAGCGAACGCGCACGCACGCAACGACGCAGGCGAAACCCCCCGUGACACGGCCAAGAGGUUCGCUCAGCUGGCGGCCGUGAGACUCCUGGCGGCCGGGCGGAUCGACUCGGACUCGGACUCCUCGGAAGGAGAGGCAGCGCCGGCCGGCGCCAUGGACCGCUCCGACGCUCCGACGCCCUCCGCCGAGCAGCGCAGAGCGGCACGAAGACGCGCGCAGGCCCGGGUUGCGGAGCUGGAGCGGCUCCUGGGCAUCGCGAGGAGCAACGCGAAGCAGCUGGGCGGCGUCGUGCAGGAGGACGAGCAGCGGCGCGGGGAGCAGCGCCGGCUCGAGCGGGAGGCGCAGGAGCUACGAGCACAACUGGAGUACGAGCGUCUGCGGCGCGAGGAGCUGGAGCGGCUCCUGGACGAGUCGCGUGGCCAGACUGAGCAUCUCGGACGUCUGGUUGAGGAGCUGCAGGGACCCCCGCACGGCCCUCCUCCGGAGCCGGUCAUGGGAGAAGGGAGGGCCCGGAGUGCGAAGAACAAGAACUCAAAGAGAAGACAGGAGGUGGAAGGGAGGUUCGUCAGGCGGCUGCCCCAGUGAGGGGUGGGCACUGCACACCCGCUGCUGCAAACUCCUCUUCAUCCCCACCCUUCACAUGAGAGUAUGUAUGUUCAAAUUCAUUCGCACCGUACAUAGCCAACCGUGCUAAUCGGAGGUGCAGGGGAAGGACAACAAACUAAACACAAAAAGCAGUUUUAAAGAAAUUAAUUUUCAAUCUAGAUUUAAAAGUGCAUAGCUCCAGUGGCUUCCUAAUAUCGGAAGAGCGUUCCAGACGGCCGCAGAAGUGCAUCUGAAAGUACAAUGCAGUGACCGUCUUUAUUCGAUAUCCAGCAAUAAGCCACUGCGAGGAUGACUGGAGUUCGUGUGACGGUUCGUGUUCCUUGACGAGAUCAACGAGGUAUCGUGGUUCAUUUGUGCCAAGCACUUUGUGUGUAUUAUUUGGUUCUUUCGGUAAAGCCACGUAGAUAGGAAAAUAAUAAAAUUAUUACGACGUUUCGAUUGCAACACAAGCAAUCAUCAUCAAGUGAAAAAAUAUUUUCUCCUGCCUCGGCAGCUCUCUCGCUAUAUUUUUUUCACCUGAUGACGAUUGCUUGUGUUGCGAUCGAAACGUCGUGAUGAUUUUAUUAUUUUUCCAUCUACUCGGCUUUACCAAAAGACCCAAAGAAUAUUAAUUCCUGCAGUCACGAAAGCUUUAAGUCAACUUUGUGUGUAAUGAAUGCGACUUCAUAAUGUACUCGUUCGGCAACCAGGAGUCGAUACAGAUCGGCGAGCACUGGACAGACACGGUCGGAUCUUGCAGUGCCCGUCACAAGUGCCGGCAGCGCGGGUCGCGGUGUCGUCGGUGAUUCCGAAUAUGGCGGUACAUGUUUUACCACCUGCGGCCAGAAAUUUAAACUACUCAACUAAAACUAAACUAUUUUCUAUUUUACCAGGUAAGGCCCACUGAGCUAUAUAGCUCUUUUUCAGAAGUGAUCUGGCCACAAAUGAUAACUAAACGAAGUGGCUGAUCAUGUGGACAUUUAUAGCAGCCAAAUUUAUAGCAUCCAAAUGCCACAGGGAGAACACGCAAACUCCACAUGGGCAGCAGGCAUCAGGGUAGGGAUCGAACCCACGACCUCCUACAUACCAGGCGAGGGAGUUGACAUCUUGUCACCGUGGCGCACCCCCGUGGCAGUCGCCAACUUUUCAUUGUCCCCCGACGUUGUUCAGCCAGAAACAUCCACGCGGUGAAGAGGGUUCCCACACGAACAGCGAGAGGUUGUGGUCUCCGGCCUCCGCCAAUGUAAAUGUCACAAGCGUGGAAAUGGUUCGCUUGGCAUUCUCAACGCCUUUUCAUUGCAAGCUUGAGAGUGUGCAUGCAUUCACUUUGUCGUUAACUCACUCGCUCGCUGUUCCAUCUGUCUAUAAGGAGGAACGGUUCAUGGAAUUACCCGUCUCUUAUAAUAACCUUGCUCUAUUCAAUAAUUUGUGUUAACUAUUUAGUACAACUUCAAUAAUACUGUUUGAGUUUGUUGUUGUUUGUGCUGCAAGUGCAGCAGUAGCAUCACCAGAUAAUUUGUGAGUAAGUAUUCAAACAAAAAGCUAAAGGAGCACACUCACCAAGGAGACAAAAUCGCACCGUGUGGCUAUUCUGACAACCGAAAUGUAAAAGAUGAUCCUUUUUCAAUAAAGUUUAUUUUGUCAUUGUUUGUUU